AUGUCCGCAUUAAAAGGCGCCACAGCGCCAAUCUACUUUGGCUCAUUCCUAGUAACACCACAGGUCUUCCACACCACCCCCCUCACCUUCGCAUUGGUAAACCUCAAACCAAUCCUCCCCGGCCAUGUCCUAAUCUCACCCCGUCGCGUCGUCCCCCGCGUUUCAGACCUCACUCCCGCUGAAACGAGCGACCUCUUCCUAACAGUUCGGCGCGUGGGUCGGAUGGUCGAACGGGUAUAUGGGGGCUCGAGUUUGAAUAUCGCGGUACAGGAUGGUGUGGAUGCGGGGCAGAGUGUAGCGCAUGUACACGCGCAUAUUAUUCCGCGGAGGGCGGCCGAUUUGGAUCACCGUGGUGGGACGGAUGCUGUUUAUGAUAUGCUUGAUGGGGAGGAGGGGGAUGUUGGGAAGGCUUUAGGGGAGGUGGAUGGUGAGAGAGAGAAAAGGGGAUUCCCAGCUGUGGAUAACGAGGCGAGGAAGCCGAGGAGUUUGGAGGAGAUGGUUGCUGAGGCGGAGAUGUUGGCACGGGAGAUGGAGAAGGAGCCGGUUGAUUAA
Messenger RNA from Penicillium odoratum, 552 nucleotides. RefSeq names its product HIT family protein. The transcript has 2 exons. The record is from RefSeq and is a predicted model, not a curated record. NCBI's taxonomy places the organism in Eukaryota, Fungi, Ascomycota, Eurotiomycetes, Eurotiales, Aspergillaceae. The coding region runs from base 1 to 552 and encodes 183 amino acids. Gene Ontology annotation, molecular function: catalytic activity.